AUGUUCAAUUCUCGGGAAGAAAUAACUGAGUGGGUGCACAAUGUGGGGCGUUCAGUUGGUUGUGUUGUUGUUACGAAAAGAUUAAAAGCAAAGCCAAAUGGUAAUGUUUAUAAAGUUGUGUUUAUGUGUGAACACGGCGGAACUUACAAAAAUAAAAUAAUUCCCAUUCGUCAUACGGGAACAAAAAAAWUUGGAUGCYCAUUUGAGUUGAUAGCRCUAUUUUCGGCUAAACAUAGUUGGUGGACGUUGACGRURGUAUGCGAUGAACAUAAUCAUGUUCUUGCACAACAUAUGGAGGGCCAUGCAUAUGCAAUGCGGCUAAAUGAAACUGAAGCUCAACUAGUUGAAGAUCUAUCAGCCCAACAUGUCAAGCCACGACACAUUUUAUCCACGUUAAAGGGUAGACAUACAGGAAAUGCAUCUACGUCAAAGACAAUAUACAAUGAACAACAAAAGAUUAAGACAACAAACGAUGCAGGAAGACCACAAAUGCAGGUUGUUGUUGAUUUUUUUGUUAACAAAAAUUAUGAUUUUGAGACUCGUGUUAAUGACGAAACAAACGAGUUGGAAGAUUUAUUCUUCAUUCAUCCAAGAUCAUUUGAGCUUUGGCGUGCGUUCCCACAAGUAGUGGUAUUUCCGGGAAUGUACACGUACAACUUAGGACAACUUCAAGAAAAUCUGCUCGCCUAUCCAGGUGUUAUGAAUUACUUGAACAAUGUAUGGUUGACACCAUAUAAAGAAAUGUUUGUAUCUGCUUGGGUUGAUCAGGCAGUGUGA
This is a messenger RNA of Cynara cardunculus var. scolymus (artichoke), 777 nucleotides long. RefSeq lists its product as uncharacterized. Gene Ontology annotation, molecular function: malonate-semialdehyde dehydrogenase (acetylating, [NAD(P)+]) activity; DNA-binding transcription factor activity, RNA polymerase II-specific; methylmalonate-semialdehyde dehydrogenase (acylating, NAD+) activity. The coding region runs from base 1 to 777 and encodes 258 amino acids. Gene Ontology annotation, biological process: L-valine catabolic process; thymine catabolic process. NCBI's taxonomy places the organism in Eukaryota, Viridiplantae, Streptophyta, Magnoliopsida, Asterales, Asteraceae. Gene Ontology annotation, cellular component: mitochondrion. The record is from RefSeq and is a predicted model, not a curated record. The transcript has 5 exons.